AUGAGCAACAGAGUUAAUGGACCAUGGUCAAUCCUUGGCGACUUCAACAUCAUUAUGGCCCCAGAGGAAAAGAAGGGUGGAACUCCUCAUGUUCUUAGCAAGAGCGCAGACUUCAUUAGCUGCAUGGAUGACUGUGGAAUGACUGACCUUGGCUACACAGGGAAUCCCUUCACAUGGUGCAAUGGUAGCAGGGGUAGAAGAAGAAUUAGCACUAGACUGGACAGGGUUCUUAUAAACGAGGAUUGGGCAGGAAAAUUCCAAAUCAACAGAGUUGACCACCAUGCUAAAUCAGGGUCGGAUCAUAGUCUCAUCACCUUUAAAUUUGGAAAUGAGAACCAUGAAGCUAUCAAAUACUUCAGGUUCCUUAAUUUCUGGACUAAGCAGAGUGACUACAACUCCUUGGUUGAAAACACCUGGAACAAGGAGGUACAGGGUAACGAUCAAUGGAUUCUACAACAAAAACUGAAAGCUGUAGCCAGAUGCCUUAGCAAUUGGUCCAAAGAGUCUAUUGGAGAUGUCUUCACCUCAGUCAAACUAUCAGAACUGGAGAUGUGUAGAUUAGAGCAUGAAUAUGAGGCUAAUAAUAAUGAUGUCAAUAGGCAAAAUCUCUAUAAGGCUCAAGCUGAAUACACCAGAUGGCUUAAGAUGCAAGAAUCUAUCCUCAAGCAGAAAGCCAGAAUUAAAUGGGCUGAAGAAGGUGACUCCAACUCCAAAUAUUUCCAUAGUGUGAUUAAGGAGAAAGGAGGAGAGCACACAUCUACAGAAUUAAGGAUGACCAAGGAGUAUGGAUGGAGGGCAAUGAAGCUAUUGCAAAAGCUGCAAUAG
Messenger RNA from Nicotiana attenuata, 825 nucleotides. RefSeq lists its product as uncharacterized. The transcript has a single exon. NCBI's taxonomy places the organism in Eukaryota, Viridiplantae, Streptophyta, Magnoliopsida, Solanales, Solanaceae. The record is from RefSeq and is a predicted model, not a curated record. Bases 1 to 825 code for a protein of 274 amino acids.